Molecule: messenger RNA, 3446 nt
Organism: Impatiens glandulifera
Lineage: Eukaryota; Viridiplantae; Streptophyta; Magnoliopsida; Ericales; Balsaminaceae
Product: cellulose synthase A catalytic subunit 7 [UDP-forming]-like
Exons: 10
Coding region: 120-3191 (1023 amino acids)
Biological process (GO): cellulose biosynthetic process; plant-type primary cell wall biogenesis
Cellular component (GO): trans-Golgi network; plasma membrane
Molecular function (GO): cellulose synthase (UDP-forming) activity
Source: RefSeq, a predicted model, not a curated record
CUUUACCAUCCAUAACGCUGACAGAAUUAGGUAUGAGAGGGAUAGAGAGAGGCUCAUUCUAUAUAAUAAGAAGUCUCCAAUUUCAACUGCAUACAAAUUAAUCUCUCUCCGAAUCCACCAUGGAAGCCGGCGCCGGACUUGUCGCCGGUUCUCACAAUCGGAAUGAGCUCGUCGUCAUACAUGGCCACGAAGAGGCAAAGCCAUUGAAAGACUUGAAUGGAAAAGUGUGCGAAAUAUGUAGUGAUGAAAUAGGGCUUACGAUCGACGGAGAUCUGUUUGUAGCGUGCAAUGAGUGUGGUUUUCCGGUCUGCCGUCCUUGCUAUGAGUACGAACGCCGAGAAGGAAGCCAACUUUGCCCCCAAUGCAAAACCCGAUUCAAGCGCCUCAAAGGGAGCCCUAGGGUUGAGGGAGAUGACGAUGAAGAAGACCUGGACGAUAUUGAACACGAAUUCAACACUGAUGCUUCCCAGAAGCAUAAGAAUAAUCAAGAUAUUGCAGAGUCAAUGCUUCAUGGCAAAAUGAGCUAUGGAAGAGGCCAUGAUAAUCAAAAUGAUAUCACUGGUCCUGUCAGUUGUGAAUUUCCAAUAUCAACUAGUUGUUAUAAUCAUGGAGAUCACAUCUUAUCUUCUUCUUCUUCCAUACACAAACGAGUCUACCCAUAUCAAACUUCUGAACCUGGAAGUGCCAGAUGGGAUGAAAUGAAAGAGGGUGGCUGGAAAGACAGGAUGGAUGACGACGACUGGAAAAGGAAACAAGGCGACGAAUCGGCUGACCCUGAUAUUGACAUGCUAGAUGAAGCAAGACAGCCUCUGUCGAGAAAAGUACCAAUUGCAUCGAGCAAGAUAAAUCCUUAUCGAAUGGUGAUUGUAGCCCGGCUAGUCAUUUUGGCAUUCUUUCUUCGCUAUAGAAUCUUGAAUCCGGUUCAUGAUGCUAUCGGUCUAUGGCUAACUUCCAUCAUCUGUGAGAUCUGGUUUGCCUUCUCGUGGAUACUCGAUCAGUUCCCAAAAUGGUUCCCCAUUGAUCGCGAGACUUAUCUUGAUCGCCUUUCUUUCAGGUUCGAGAGGGAAGGUGAACCGAACAUGCUAAUUCCGGUUGAUAUAUUUGUCAGCACGGUUGAUCCAUUGAAGGAACCUCCUCUCGUUACAGCCAAUACUGUCUUAUCAAUUCUAGCAAUGGAUUAUCCCGUCGAAAAGAUCUCAUGUUACAUCUCUGAUGAUGGUGCUUCAAUGAUCACUUUUGAAGCAUUAUCUGAAACUGCAGAAUUUUCCAGAAAAUGGGUUCCCUUCUGCAAGAAAUUUCAGAUUGAGCCACGCGCUCCCGAGAUGUACUUUUCCUUAAAGAUAGAUUAUCUCAAGGACAAAGUCCAGCCUACGUUCGUCCAGGAACGUCGAGCAAUGAAGAGAGAGUACGAAGAGUUUAAGGUUCGGGUUAAUGCAAUUGUAGCGAAAACCUCAAAGGUCCCUGCAGAAGGAUGGAUCAUGCAAGAUGGAACACCAUGGCCAGGAAACAACACUAAGGAUCAUCCAGGCAUGAUUCAAGUCUUUUUAGGUCAAAGUGGUGGCCUUGAUGCAGUAGGAAACGAGCUUCCAAGACUCGUAUACGUUUCUCGUGAGAAGAGGCCCGGUUUUCAACACCACAAGAAAGCUGGCGCCAUGAAUUCUUUGAUCAGAGUAUCGGGAGUUCUUACCAACGCUCCCUUCAUGCUGAACUUGGAUUGCGAUCAUUACAUUAACAAUAGUAAAGCCGUCCGCGAAUCCAUGUGUUUCUUGAUGGAUGCACAAACCGGAAGGAAGGUUUGUUACGUUCAGUUUCCUCAGAGGUUUGACGGCAUUGACAGACACGAUCGUUACGCCAACAGGAACACAGUCUUCUUCGAUAUAAACAUGAAAGGUCUGGAUGGGAUUCAAGGGCCUGUAUAUGUAGGAACUGGAUGUGUUUUUCGACGACAGGCUUUGUACGGGUACGAUCCUCCAAAGGGUAAAAAACGUCCGAAAAUGGCAAGUUGCGGAUGCUGUCCGUGUUUCGGACGAAGAAAGCUUCCCAAUUAUUCGGAAAACGGCGCAACCGAGGAUGACACACUGAUGUCACAUAUGACUUUCGAGAAGAAGUUCGGACAGUCUUCAAUCUUCGUGACCUCGACUUUAAUGACCGAUGGCGGCGUUCCUCCUUCGUCGAGCCCAGCUGCCUUGCUUAAAGAAGCGAUUCAUGUAAUAAGCUGCGGUUAUGAAGAUAAAACAGAAUGGGGGAUUGAAUUAGGAUGGAUCUACGGAUCGAUUACAGAGGAUAUCCUUACGGGUUUCAAAAUGCAUUGCCGAGGCUGGAGAUCAAUAUACUGCAUGCCGAAGUUAGCAGCGUUUAAAGGGUCGGCUCCUAUAAAUCUGUCCGAUCGUUUAAACCAGGUCCUUCGGUGGGCUCUUGGGUCAGUGGAGAUCUUCUUCAGUCGUCAUAGCCCGGUUUGGUAUGGGCACAAGGGCGGGAAUCUUAAGUGGCUCGAACGGUUAGCGUAUAUUAACACGACGGUUUAUCCAUUCACCUCAAUUCCGUUGCUAGCUUAUUGUACUCUACCCGCAAUCUGUUUGCUGACAGACAAAUUCAUCAUGCCGGAGAUAAGCACUUUGGCUAGUCUCUUCUUCAUCGCUCUGUUCAUCUCUAUCUUCACGACUGGGAUUCUGGAGCUGAGAUGGAGCGGAGUGAGCAUCGAGGAAUGGUGGAGGAACGAGCAGUUUUGGGUUAUUGGCGGGGUUUCUGCUCAUUUGUUCGCGGUUAUUCAAGGUUUACUUAAGAUAUUGGCGGGGAUAGAUACAAAUUUCACUGUUACUUCUAAAUCUUCGGGGGAAGAUGAGGAGUUUGGCGAGCUGUAUGAGUUCAGAUGGACGACGCUUUUGAUUCCUCCGACGACAAUCUUGAUUAUAAAUAUGGUUGGAGUGGUGGCGGGAGUGUCGGAUGCGAUUAAUAACGGGUACGAGUCAUGGGGGCCGUUGUUUGGGAAGCUGUUCUUUGCGUUUUGGGUGAUUGUUCAUCUUUAUCCUUUCUUGAAAGGUUUAAUGGGAAGGCAAAACAGGACUCCUACUAUUGUGAUUAUUUGGUCAGUUCUUUUGGCAUCUGUUUUUUCACUAUUAUGGGUUAGAAUUGAUCCUUUUGUUAUGAAGACUAAAGGUCCCACUGUAAAGCAAUGCGGCAUCAAUUGCUGAACAAACCCCGAGUCGAUAACACCCCAAGUUCAAGUCACGACAUGAUAUCGGGUAGUCGGGUCGGGAGCUGGAUAAAGUUAGUUUUAAGGUUUGGUUUCUAAGUGAACAAUUUUAUGUAAUUUGGUGCAAUAUAACCCAAUAUGAGAUAGGGUGAUAGUUGAGUUUUUUUUUUAACCCUAAAUUCACCUCUGUUUUAUGAGGCAGGCUUUGUUCUACCAUGAAAUUGAUUAAAAUAAAAUACAAGCUUUUGUUCUA